GGUUUUAGGGGCUCAUCCCGGGGCGGGCCUCCCUGUGGUCCCGCCCCUGUGACGCAUUUCCUGCGGGAGGCACGGGCAGGCGAAGGCCCCGGUACCCGCCGCCACCGCUGCUGCUGCCGCCGCCCGAGCCGGGGCCCAUGGUGGUGCUGCGGGGCGGCGCGGGCCCUGAGGAGCCCUACCCGAGGAUUGAGGACUGCCUGCCCCCGCUGGAGGACUCCCCGUCCAAGAGGUUCUCCCCGUCCAAGCGAAAGCAGUAUUAUAUCAACAAGGCCAUCCGCAACUCGGACCUCAUCCCCAGGGCCAAGGGCCGCAAGAGCCUGCAGAGGCUGGAGAACACCCGCUACCUGAUGACUCUUCUGGAGCGAGAUGAAUGCGGGAGUGACGAUGGAGAGCUCACCCACUCUGCCACCCCCAGCAUCUUCACUGAAGCCUGUAACAACGAGACCUACGUGGAGAUCUGGAAUGACUUCGUGAACCGAUCAGGAGAAGAGCAAGAGCGAGUCCUGCUCUACCUGGAGGAGGAGGCCCGGAAGAAGCACAAGAGGAAGCUGCCUGUCAAGAAUGAAGACAAGUGGAAAGAACACCCUGCCUACACGCCCAAGGAGUGCUUCCAGCGCAUCAGCCGCCGCCUGCGUGCCACCCUGAAGCGGGGCCGGAUCCCCAUGGGGACGCUGGAGGGCCUGGAGGAAGAGCUGCUGGCCUUCUUCUCCGUCACCCCUCACUCAGUCUACACAGCGCUGAUGGACAACAGCUUUGAGCGACUCCUGCUCCAUGCGCUCUGCCAGUACAUGGACCUCGUCUCUGCCAGUUCGGACAUCGAAGGGAAACGUCAGAUGAAAGUGAGCAACAAACACCGCGUCUUCCUGCCCCCCGAGCUCCUGCUCUCAGACUACCUGGGGCAGAUGAGCUGAUACCCCCGAGGGACACCCUGCCCCUCGCUUGGUGCGCUGAAGGCUUCCUUCAUCUGCUCCUGGCCUCUCCCAGCCCCCUCAUCCCCUGGGAUCAGGCCCACCGCCCACCUCUCCUCUUGCCCGAGCCGGGCAUGGUGCACACCAGCUCCGCACACCGUGCCCCCCCCCCCCCCCCCCCCGAGGGCUUUGUCCCUCCCCCUACUCCAGGAGCAGAUGCUUGAUGGUGCAGAGCCAGGGGUGGCUCUCGGGGCAGCCUGCGCUCCCCUCAGGGUGCUGGGACUGAUGCCAGCGUGGCUCUGCCAGAUGUCACCGUGCUCUGGCUGCGAGGUGUGGGUGAAGCAGGUGCCGAUCUGCCGUGCUUGCCCUGCUCCCCGAGCUGCAGCGCUGCUUCCUGGCCGGAGCUGCUCUCCCUGGAACUGUUUGUGUGUCUAUUUAUAGCCCAGGUGCUUUUUAAAAAUAAUCGGGCGGGGCCAGACCCACCUCUGGCACUGAUGCUGGGGGGGGUGGUUUUGGUCCAGAUUUUUCUGUGGUGAAACAGCUCCUCGCGGGUGCUGAGCAAAUGCUGAGCGAGCGGAAGAGCCUGGGGGCCAUCCCGUUCCCGGGGUGGGGGGGGUGGGGGGGUGGUGUUGCUUUGUUCAGCACCCCCAGCCCUGCGCCCAUGAUGGGGUGUUUCAUGGUGGGGGGCUCAGCCCCCUGGGGCAGGGUGCAGCAUGGGGAGCUCCGUGCUCCAGGCUCCCCGGGGGCUCUCGCCCAGCUGUUUGGGCGGCACCCCACUCCCUGCCUCGCGGACCUGCCUGCACCACAGGGUGCCGAGCAGUUUUUAAAUGUAAUAUAGCCUGUGUUUUUUAUUGUGCGUGUGUAUUUACGUGUGUGUGUGUGCUGGAGGAGCGCAGCCCAGCCUGCUGGGGCCCUGUGCUCCUGCUGCGUGCCCGUGGGGAUAGACGGGGCAGUUGGUGGGUCUCUGUGUCCCCCAAGCAUGUCAAGGGCUGCUCACAGGGGUCUGCUGCGGCGCUGGACCCCCUGCCUGGGUCAGUGUCUCUGCCCAUUGCAGCAGCACCCCUGUUGCCUGCUGGGGGGCUUUGCUGAUGGCUCUGGGCUCCCACCCAAGUGUGAAGACACCACAAACUGAGGGGACCCCGGAGCUGGGAGACCCCAGCGCACCCUUGCGCCUUGUUUGCUUGUUCAGGAACAAUAAACCACGGUGCCCCCA
Molecule: messenger RNA, 2121 nt
Organism: Falco peregrinus (peregrine falcon)
Lineage: Eukaryota; Metazoa; Chordata; Aves; Falconiformes; Falconidae
Gene: R3HDM4
Product: R3H domain containing 4
Exons: 8
Coding region: 138-911 (257 amino acids)
Molecular function (GO): nucleic acid binding
Source: RefSeq, a predicted model, not a curated record